UCCAGCGAGCUUAACCAUCUCGACCUCUCUCCUCUCCUCUCCACCCCCACCACCACCACUCUCCCCGCCUCCGCCUCCGCCUCCGCCGCCGCCGCCGCCGUCCUCCUCUUCUCGCGGUCGCUGCGUCCUCGCCUCGGGGCUCGGCCCGUGCUGCCGCCGUUACGCGUGGGCUGAUUUCCUCCUCGCUUCCACGUACGCCAUCUAGGAAGAGGACGGUUGCGCGCGCGGCGGCGGCGCGGCGCGUGAUCUCCGCCGGGGGAGGAGGAGGAGGCGGGGGUUGAUGGGUUAGAUCUGGCGGUUUCCGGGCGGCGUGGAUCUGAAACCGUGGUGGAGGUGGUUUGGUUUCGGUUCGGGGAGGUCGCCAUCGUUGCUCCUCGUUUUGGCCUUGUGCCCAUUUGGAGUCAGCCAGCUCGUGUGCGGGGAGGAAGCCUCUCAUGUCCAAAAUAGGGGCAUGGGUGUCGGAUGCGGUAACUGCCCCCCUGUUGCUUCGCUUCCUUCCAGAUCUGAAACCCAUGUGAAUGCUGCUCCUGCUGCUACUUUGAGAUAGAGCAUUGCGUGUUCUUGGAUUGGUGGAUGAUGAGGUGAAAGUGAAGAGGGGGAGAGUGUGUUUCCUGUUUGUGAGAGAUUUUUUUCUCUGAAUAAACCUGGAGCCGUGGAGGAGGAAGCAGAUCCUAUCGUGUAGCUCCCGCGGCGGCGGCUGCGGUGGUGGUGGGGAAGAGGAAGAAGAAGGCGGUGGCGGCGGCGGAGCCAUGACGUACUUCCCGGAGGAGGUGGUGGAGCACAUCUUCAGCUUCCUGCCGGCGCAGCGCGACCGCAACACGGUCUCGCUCGUCUGCAAGGUGUGGUACGAGAUCGAGAGGCUGAGCCGCCGCGGCGUCUUCGUGGGCAACUGCUACGCCGUGCGCGCCGGCCGCGUCGCCGCGCGGUUCCCCAACGUGCGGGCGCUCACGGUGAAGGGGAAGCCCCACUUCGCCGACUUCAACCUCGUGCCCCCCGACUGGGGCGGCUACGCGGGGCCGUGGAUCGAGGCGGCCGCGAGGGGAUGCCACGGCCUGGAGGAGCUCAGGAUGAAGCGGAUGGUGGUGUCCGACGAGAGCCUCGAGCUGCUGGCUCGCUCGUUCCCGCGGUUCAGGGCUCUUGUUCUUAUCAGCUGCGAGGGGUUCAGCACUGACGGGCUAGCCGCCGUCGCGAGCCAUUGCAAGCUUCUGAGGGAGUUGGAUUUGCAGGAAAAUGAAGUGGAGGAUCGAGGGCCUAGGUGGCUUUCCUGCUUCCCUGAUUCCUGCACAUCACUUGUCUCAUUGAAUUUUGCCUGCAUCAAAGGGGAGGUUAAUGCUGGUUCACUGGAGAGACUUGUUAGCAGGUCCCCAAACCUGCGGAGUUUGAGGCUGAAUCGAUCUGUAUCGGUAGAUACACUUGCAAAGAUACUACUGCGUACCCCUAACUUGGAGGAUUUGGGGACAGGGAAUUUGACAGAUGACUUCCAAACUGAGUCCUACUUUAAGCUUACCAGUGCUCUGGAGAAAUGCAAGAUGUUGAGGAGUUUGUCUGGAUUCUGGGAUGCUUCUCCUGUUUGCCUGUCAUUUAUCUACCCCCUGUGUGCUCAACUGACAGGAUUGAACUUGAGCUAUGCCCCCACACUUGAUGCUUCUGACCUUACAAAAAUGAUUAGCCGCUGUGUGAAGCUCCAACGCCUUUGGGUACUGGAUUGUAUCUCGGACAAAGGCUUGCAAGUGGUGGCCUCCAGUUGCAAAGACUUGCAAGAACUCAGGGUAUUUCCAUCAGAUUUCUACGUAGCUGGUUAUUCUGCAGUGACAGAGGAGGGACUUGUUGCAGUAUCCUUGGGCUGUCCAAAACUGAACUCACUACUGUACUUCUGUCACCAAAUGACUAAUGCUGCACUAGUUACUGUCGCCAAGAACUGUCCAAAUUUCACACGAUUCAGACUUUGUAUUCUUGAGCCAGGGAAGCCUGAUGUUGUGACAAGCCAACCAUUAGAUGAAGGCUUUGGAGCUAUUGUUCGUGAGUGCAAGGGAUUACAACGUUUGUCAAUAUCUGGUCUUCUCACAGACAAAGUUUUCAUGUAUAUUGGGAAAUAUGCAAAACAACUUGAGAUGCUUUCUAUAGCAUUUGCUGGUGACAGUGAUAAGGGUAUGAUGCAUGUUAUGAAUGGAUGCAAGAAUUUAAGGAAACUGGAGAUAAGAGAUAGCCCGUUUGGUGAUGCUGCACUCUUGGGGAAUUUUGCUAGGUACGAGACAAUGCGAUCCCUUUGGAUGUCAUCUUGCAAUGUCACGUUAAAGGGGUGCCAAGUCCUUGCGUCAAAGAUGCCGAUGCUCAAUGUUGAGGUCAUAAAUGAGCGGGAUGGUAGCAAUGAAAUGGAGGAAAACCAUGGAGAUCUGCCUAAAGUGGAGAAAUUAUAUGUGUACCGCACAACUGCUGGGGCGAGGGAUGAUGCACCAAAUUUUGUUAAAAUCCUAUAGAGCUAGCUGAGAGUAGCAAGGAAUCCUCUUAUUCCAUAAGAUGGUCGGCGGAAUCUGGGAGGAGGCCGGGGCCGCGGCAACAGUGGUAAGCUCUUCAAGUGUCUCCUCCUCUCCUUUGCAGGGACAGGAAAAACCACGUUGGUGUGCCUCCCUUAUCUCGGAGCAUCUGGCCUGGGAUCAUCAUCCAUCAUCCCCCCGUUUCGCCUUUUAGCCCGUUUGGUCAUACCGACGAGGCCCUUAUCCUGUUGUGCAAUUCUGAGCAAGCUCAGGACCACCACCAAUCCAUCAUGUUAGCUCGACCUUUUCUCUCUUCUUCCCUUUAUUAUUUUUUCUUCUUUUUUUACCUUGUGUAAUAUGUAGAACCCACUUCCAUUUGCUUUUGACAUUUGCCACAGCGGAUUGUGCUGCUGCUGGUUGUAAUGCUUGUUUUCAAGCCUCCUGACCGGGACGUUUCGGGGACGAUGAUUAGUUUCCUUCUCUUUGCUCCUGUGAAUGCAGUCAGUGCCUGGAAUAAUUUCUGCUUCAUCUUCCA
Molecule: messenger RNA, 3009 nt
Organism: Oryza sativa Japonica Group (Japanese rice)
Lineage: Eukaryota; Viridiplantae; Streptophyta; Magnoliopsida; Poales; Poaceae
Source: RefSeq, a predicted model, not a curated record